AUGGCUUAUGGCACAAAGCAUGGUGAGAAGCAUAUAAAAGACGUUUUCCGGACUGCCAAGUACAUCCGAUCACUUCUUCUCCAUCUUCUCAACAACAUGCAAACCUUCUCGUGAGUCGGAACUUCUCGAAUUCCAGUAAUAUUCUCUCAUUUUCAGCGCCGUCCUCCUUGCUUUGGGUCUCUUCUCCGGAGCUUCCGCUCAAUUGGCCGCCUGGCCGUCGCAGAGCUAUUCUCCGUUCUACCAGGCACUUUUCAGCGGAGCCAGCACUCCAGUGCUCUCGGCUCCAGUCGCCAAGACGGCCCAAUCGGCGAUCCCACUCGCCGCCCCAGCUCUUCCAGUCCUCGCCGCCCCGGCUCCACUUCUGGCUCCACCAGCGUUCGCCCCAGCGCCAGUCUACGCUCCACCAGCGCCAGUGCUCGCUGCUCCGGCUCUUCCGGCCUUUGCUCCGGCGCCAGUCCUUGCCGCCAGAGCAGUUCCAGCAUUCGCUCCAGCUCAAGAAGUCGCCGCCGCUGCCAUGCUCCGCGGACCAACCUUCAUCGGAGCUGCUCCAGUGCUCGCCGCCCCGGCUCUUCCACUUGCUGCUCCGGCCCUGGCUCCAGCGUUCGCCGCCCCGGUCCUCGCUCCAAGAUUCGUGCCCGCCUACGCUCCAUUCGCCCGCGCUGCCAUGUUCAUCGGAUCCAACAAGGCCAAGACGUAAGCGACAUUGUCGGUUCCUUUCUCAUUCUCAUUUCUUGUUUUCAGCGCCUAA
Messenger RNA from Caenorhabditis sp. 36 PRJEB53466, 748 nucleotides. Lineage: Eukaryota; Metazoa; Nematoda; Chromadorea; Rhabditida; Rhabditidae. The record is from the annotation of a GenBank genome assembly.